AUCGCACCCAUCACUGUUGUUACGCACCGUGACACACUGAGAACAGAAGAGGAAUGUGAAAGCGCACUUUACGCAGCUUCAGCGGCCUCUGACAGUUUACCGAGUCACACUUUUUGGGCGGCUAACUACACUAAAGAAAACAGCAUACGCAGAGCAGAGACAGAGCGCAUGACCUUCGACAUUCUGCACUACGCGCUGUUGACGGCUGAGACCGCGGUGAAGAUCAUGAAACAGAAACAGAGAAACGAAGAAGAGGAUGAGAUGAUGCGCGCGCUUGAAGGAACUGGUGUCAGCGGACAAGUUGCGCAAGACUCCGCGGAAGGUGAUCAACAAAUCCUUAUUUCCUACAUACGAUAUGUAAGAUAGUGCUGGCCCGCAAAGUAGCAUUUACACUAAUCGACACGGUAAGGCACAGAUAAAUGACAAUUAUUCACCGUAGUGGAGGUGGCUAGUGGUGGGUUUUUACCGUGCAGUGAACCGACGAUAAAUUUAGGUUAGACGAAGCUUUUGCCUGUGAAAACGUCCAAACCAAAUUUCGUUGCCUUCCUCGUGUAUUUCGGGAAAAGCUUUUUCGAUUAUUUGUGAAGUUUCCUCGUUUGUUACAGCAGCAAACCGGAAUGCUAUUUUGCUCGUAACCUACGCGAUUUUGGCGCCGCUGUAAAGUGAAUACCACUGGAUAUCCCGAGUUUAAGCAGCCAAUUAGAGCACGCGAAAACCAUUAUCCACUGCUUUAGUGUAUACUAAAUAUAAUUAACAUAUAUUCAAGAUUCAUAGUAUAUUAAGAUUGAUUCACUGUAACAUCUUGCAAUUUGAAGAAAAACCUAGCCUACGAACCGGGAAAAAUCCGCGUUACAACAUUGGCCGUUUUUAUACUAAGGAUGUACUAUCCGUAUGGACGAACUUGGGCAAACAUUUGUAGCUCGUCUGGUUAUGCGUCUCAAAUCACUUUAUUUCCUCUCCGUCAUCUCAUCCUUCAAUAAUGUUCAGACCUCUCAUUGUAGGUUAGUACCAAGCGUUCCUUCGCAAGGCGCGCCUCCUCCUCAGGCGCUGUGUUUUUUGCACUUUGGUCGAGAACAAAGUAGCCUGCAUCGCAAACUCGGUUAGUAAUGUCUGCGAAGCAGCGCCGAGAUCCUUGUUCUGUGCCCCCAACGGAGUCAACGAAUUAUCGGAAGGGCAUUUUGAAUUUCCUUUCAUGCUGAUUGGCAAAACAACAAUGGCUUUUUUAACGGACCAGUCAUGGCUCGUACUCAAAUCCUGGUACACAGGUGGAGACUCAGAACAAGUAUUUCGGUGCUGUUUCGCAGACGGACUUAACCAGAGUUUAGUUUCGUCUGUGGCGCAGGAUGAGAGCAAUGGCGAGCGCGAAACGCGAGAGACUGGUGACGAAGCGUAA
Porites evermanni is the source of this 1393-nucleotide messenger RNA. The record is from the annotation of a GenBank genome assembly. NCBI's taxonomy places the organism in Eukaryota, Metazoa, Cnidaria, Anthozoa, Scleractinia, Poritidae.